This is a messenger RNA of Suncus etruscus (white-toothed pygmy shrew), 1683 nucleotides long. It is a transcript of the gene KCTD13, whose product is annotated as potassium channel tetramerization domain containing 13. The record is from RefSeq and is a predicted model, not a curated record. Lineage: Eukaryota; Metazoa; Chordata; Mammalia; Eulipotyphla; Soricidae. Gene Ontology annotation, molecular function: protein binding; ubiquitin-protein transferase activity. The transcript has 6 exons. Gene Ontology annotation, cellular component: Cul3-RING ubiquitin ligase complex. Gene Ontology annotation, biological process: negative regulation of Rho protein signal transduction; proteasome-mediated ubiquitin-dependent protein catabolic process; protein ubiquitination. Bases 193 to 1167 code for a protein of 324 amino acids.
CUCAACUAACGGGCACCGCCGACGCGCGAUGGGUCUGCAGGCCCGGGCGGAGGAGUAGCGGCGGCGGCGGGACGGAGGGCGAGCGCGCCCCAAGGCUCCGGCUCCUCCGGGGCUCGGACUUCCCGGGCCGUUGGGAGCGGCCGGCGGGCGGGAAGAGACUCUCCCUGCAGGGCGAUCGCCGCCGCUGCUGGCAUGUCGGCCGAGGCCUCUGGCCCGGCGGCGGCGGAGGCCCCGGCCCUGGAGGUGCCCAAGCCCGCGGGGCUCGAGCCCGGCCCGGGGCCGCUGACCCCGAACAGCAAGUAUGUGAAGCUGAACGUGGGCGGCUCGUUGCACUACACCACGCUGCGCACCCUCACGGGCCAGGACACCAUGCUCAAGGCCAUGUUCAGCGGCCGCGCCGAGGUCCUCACGGACGCCGGGGGCUGGGUGUUGAUUGACCGGAGCGGCCGUCACUUUGGCACCAUUCUAAACUACCUGCGGGACGGGUCUGUGCCACUUCCUGAAAGUACCAGAGAAUUGGGAGAGCUACUGGGUGAAGCACGGUACUACUUGGUGCAGGGCCUGAUUGAGGACUGCCAGCUAGCUCUGCAGCAAAAAAGGGAGAACCUGUCCCCGCUGUGCCUCAUUCCCAUGGUGACUUCUCCCCGGGAGGAACAGCAGCUCUUGGCCAGCACCUCCAAGCCUGUGGUGAAGCUCCUGCACAACCGGAGUAACAACAAGUACUCCUAUACCAGCACUUCAGAUGACAACCUUCUUAAGAACAUCGAGCUGUUUGACAAACUGGCCCUGCGCUUCCAUGGGCGGCUGCUCUUCCUCAAGGAUGUCCUGGGGGACGAGAUCUGCUGCUGGUCUUUCUACGGGCAGGGCCGCAAAAUCGCUGAGGUGUGCUGCACCUCCAUUGUCUAUGCUACAGAGAAGAAGCAAACCAAGGUGGAAUUCCCAGAGGCUCGAAUCUUUGAGGAAACCCUGAACAUUCUGAUCUACGAAACGCCCCGGGGUCCUGACCCAGCUCUACUGGAAGCGACAGGGGGUGCCGCUGGAGGUGGCGGGGCUGGCCGAGGGGAGGACGAGGAGAACCGGGAGCAUCGUGUCCGCAGGAUCCAUGUCCGGCGCCACAUCACCCAUGAUGAACGCCCUCAUGGUCAACAGAUUGUCUUCAAGGACUGACCUUUGACUGUCGCCCCUUUACUUCCUGCCACUGGGACCAAGUACCUUCUUUUCUUCCCCUUUCUAAACCUUUGCCCCGGCUUUGCUGGCCAAGUCGUGGGCCUUUUCUCUGUCUUUCGUUGCAUGACACAGUUCACUUUGGCCCUUUUCUGUUCCUCCCCCAAUCAGUGCUAAUAACAUGGUACACUCCAACCUUCCUUGCAGUUGGAACCCUUCAAAAGGUCCUAUACUUGUUCCCUCUUCCUGCCAUCUUCCCAGAAUGACUUAGAACCUCUCUCUGAACAUGGUACAUGCCAAAGUGACAAGCAGCCCUUCCUGACCCACCCCAUCUGUGCUGCUUCCCUGAUGCUGUGCGGGGCAAUUCAUCUCCCCGCUCCCUGCCCCCCCCCCAUCCCACCUCUUAACUUUGUUACGAGGCUGGCCUAGGUCUGCACCAGCCAAGCUGUCUUUUCAGUUUGUUUCAUAUUAUUUAUUUUAAUUUUCUAUUAAAUUAUUGGAAUAAAGUUGAGUUGAGGA